Molecule: messenger RNA, 462 nt
Organism: Oppiella nova
Lineage: Eukaryota; Metazoa; Arthropoda; Arachnida; Sarcoptiformes; Oppiidae
Source: the annotation of a GenBank genome assembly
AUGGUCAGUACCCCUGAGAUAGUACAUCGAACAGCACCGGAUGGGGGCUGGGGUUGGGUUGUGGUGUUUGGAUCGUUUAUGAUCAGUCUUAUAGGCGAUGGCUUUUCUUACACUUCGGGUCUGUUUUACGCCAAAUUCUUAACGGAAUACCACGAGUCAGAGGCAAUCACUUCAUUAUUUGACUCCAUUAUGACGGGAAUGAUCUAUUGCUCAGGGAUAGGCGUUUGCGGGUCUGGUAUAGGAAUAGCUAUAUUCGCGUUACUGUCGGACCACUUGAUAGAGACGUACGGCUGGAAGGGAGCGAUGCUUCUGUUGUCGGGCCUUAUGUUCAGUUGUGUCGCCUUUUCGUCGCUCUUCCGGAAAGUGGAUUACAUGGAGGAGAAGAGUCACCUCAAGACAGCCCUCACUGAGACCUUUGACUUCCAUAUCCUUACGGAUGUGGUGUUCGUAUACUUCGCUUUC